AUGUACACCGCUCCCUCCUCACGGCCACUGCCUUACGCGCCCACGCCUUACAGCUAUACACCGACGAACACCCUGUCAGCACGUAUCAACCUCGAUGAAGAGGUGAAACUCGCUGAUUCGGCGGCUGAGCGAGACCUGGUCGAUUCCCUUGCUGAGAUCUAUAGCAUCAUCCGGACGAUCGAUGGUCUUGAAAAAGCGUACAUUAAGGAUGCCCUCCCCGAAAACGAAUAUUCAGACAUGUGCUCCAAACUUCUCAAACAAUAUCGAUCCAUCCUGAACGACGAAAGCGUCUCUCGAGAAUUUGUGGACCUCGACACUUUUACACGCAAGUGGGACAUCGAAUGUCCAAGAGCAAAAGAAAGACUAAGGGUAGGCCUCACCGCUGAUGAGGUUUUGACGGUCCAAAAGGCCACUCCUUAUGUGGCCGCACCCACCACGACCGCCUCAGGCAGUCUCAUUCUGGCUGCAACCGAGAACUUCAUUACCUUCCUCGACGCGCUACGGUUGAGCAUGGUUUCAAAAAGUGCUCUACACCCAUUGCUGUCGGAUGUAAUUCAGUCAGUGAAUAAGGUGACAGAUCAAGAUUUCGAGCAUCGGGGAAAGAUUAUCCAAUGGCUAAUCACGCUCAAUCAAAUGAAGACGUCGGAAGAGUUGAGCGAAGAACAAGCCCGAGAUCUAGCCUUCGACAUGGAACAAGCAUACAACGGAUUCAAGUCAAUUAUCCACUAA
Exophiala spinifera is the source of this 729-nucleotide messenger RNA. RefSeq lists its product as uncharacterized. Gene Ontology annotation, molecular function: protein-containing complex binding. Lineage: Eukaryota; Fungi; Ascomycota; Eurotiomycetes; Chaetothyriales; Herpotrichiellaceae. Bases 1 to 729 code for a protein of 242 amino acids. The transcript has a single exon. Gene Ontology annotation, cellular component: ESCRT I complex. The record is from RefSeq and is a predicted model, not a curated record. Gene Ontology annotation, biological process: protein transport to vacuole involved in ubiquitin-dependent protein catabolic process via the multivesicular body sorting pathway.